GUGUGAGAAGUAUUAAUGUUUCAUGUAAUGUAUAAUAAAAAUCGUUUUUCAAUGUUAAUCUGCCAUUUUCAAGAAUGACUGAUUCACACUCGUGGAACACAACUCCUCAGUCAAAAUCCUACUAUACAUUUGACGAUCCGCUGAAUGAGAAGAAACUAAGGGUAUGGGUGGGUAGUAUUCCCAAUUUUGUGGAAGCAGAUGACCUCAAACUGGCAUUACAGAUGGCUGGAGUUGCUCCACUGACUGAUUUAGUGUUCAAGAGAUGCCCUGUUAGGAGUUGGGGAUUCUUGACGUUCAAAACAUUUGAAGAUGCGUCACAAUGCAUAGCUCUUAUUCAUGGAAAGAGACUAUUUGAAGAGUCUGAUUUCACAUUGGAGGCUCGAUUUGCAAAUCCUCACGAAUCUAGAGACGAUUCGAACUCUAGGAAUGAUUCCUUCAACUCACAAUCUAGCUUUUUAAGCACAACGCAUCGAGCAUCAAUGAUGAGCACAUUGACUGAGGAGGGGUAUGAUGUGCUACAGGAUGCUGGACCAACUACACUCUGGCAUGUUUAUCGAGAUGAGAAUGGUAAUAGCUACUACUACAAUUCAAUCACUGGGCACACACAAUGGGAACGCCCUGUACCUCCUCUAAUCGCCGUGGAAGCUGCUACAUCCUUUUGCAGUGAUCGCAAUAGGUUAAGUGCUCCUCCAGGAUCUAACCUCUUUAUAUUUCAUAUUCCAAACGUUUGGGACGAUGCGGAACUUGCCAUGCAUUUUACUCCGUUUGGCAAUUUAAUUUCAGCAAAAGUUCAGCGAGACGCGGCUGGUUGUAACUCUGGUUUUGGAUUUGUGACAUAUGACAAUCCUCUGAGUGCAUCUGCGGCUGUAGAUUUAAUGAAUGGAUUCGCAACGCACUCCAAAUUUUUAAAGGUUCAACACAAGAAAGAAUCAUCUAAUGAAGCUUAAUCGGCAUAU
Theileria equi strain WA is the source of this 956-nucleotide messenger RNA. RefSeq names its product RNA recognition motif domain containing protein. Gene Ontology annotation, molecular function: protein binding; mRNA binding. The coding region runs from base 75 to 947 and encodes 290 amino acids. Gene Ontology annotation, cellular component: nucleus; cytoplasm; ribonucleoprotein complex. The transcript has 4 exons. The record is from RefSeq and is a predicted model, not a curated record. NCBI's taxonomy places the organism in Eukaryota, Apicomplexa, Aconoidasida, Piroplasmida, Theileriidae.